GAAUGCACUUUUCAAGUGUUUCUUUGCUUUACCCAUCUCUAUUGAUCCUUUUCCUUAAUUCGGUGUCGAGAAACUGCCUCCAAAGGCCCUGGUUACCAGGACACUCUGCUCACCUACCAUAUUUCUCUCACUUUCAUGUUUUCAGUUCACGUGUCCCUUACGCUCAUCGUGAGGAUGAACAUGGCAACAAAAUCAGUUUCCUUAACAUCCCUCCCAAAACCCUUUACCACAGCAUCUGUAAAGAACUUCAAAACACGUAGGUUGCUAUAAGCACAUCCUGUAACAUAAACACGGACUGGUGGUUUCCUAGUUUGCCACCUUUUUUGUUUGUUUGUUUUAACAGACAUAACCAUUUAGAGGACAAGCACACUUUUAUCUUUUAUGCGUAGCCGUGCAGCAGGCACAGCGACACAACCCAUACGCACUCAGCGCCAUCCCAGGUGAGCCAGGCCGUGGGAAAGCGGCCCCCUGCGGCACCUCCCGCCUCGUCCAGGGCGGCCCCGCGGGGUCGUUGCCCGGAGACGGCGACGCGUCCGCGCCGGGCCCGGGCCGGGCCGAGCAUGGCGCAGCCCGCCGGGCCGCAGGCCCCGCACGCCGCUUUCUUCGGGCCCGUGGCGCGGGGCAACCCGGUGGUGGACAGCUUCGAGGCCGAGCUGCGGCGCGUCCUGAGCUCCCUGCGGCGGCUGCGAGGCGCGGGGGAGGCCGAGCCGCCGCAGCACGACCUGCACCGCCACGGAGCAAAUACUUUGUUUGACAUUUGGAUCAAAUAUAAGCCACGACUACCAGAGGGAUAUUACAAUGAAAGACUCGUGAAAGUUGGUGAUACCCUUGCUCAGAUCAAAGAAUAUAAGUUGGCACUUCAGUGUUAUGAAAGAUACCUUCAGCAGUUCAUUUCUGUAAACCUUGAUGAUGUCAUGUUUGAUGUGCAGCACUUUAAAUCUGCCUUUUUUCCAAAUGGUGUCAGAGACAAAAAUGUAGCAAUUACGUUCCAUGCUUUGCAAGCAAGAAAUGUUUGCAUUUAUCAGAUGGUUUGCAGCAGAGACAGAAAUCUUCAGAAUGGAGAGUCCCUGCAGACUUGUCUCAAUGCCUUGACCUCAUUACAACUCACUAUGCAAGUGGCUCUACCUCAGGAGAAUUUGUGUUGGCUUAUCUACAAUGGUACUAUCCAUAUUUACACCAUAAGCCGACAUUUGAUGGUGAUGGGUCAUUCGGCUAAGGUCCUGGAAUACUUACUGUGGGCCAGUAUAUGUAUGGAAUCAUCCAUUCCACUCUUAUCUGUGCAUUAUUUGACGUGGAGAGCCACCCUAUAUACGGCAGUUUCUCAGUGUUAUUUUGAUUGUCAAGCUGGCAUUCAUGGAGAGGUAUUUGCUCGCCGUGGUUUGAUUAAGAUUGACGAACUGAAGCAAUUAGAAAAUAUCAGUUCUUCUCUGGAACAUACAGAGACAGAAAAGAUUUUUAGAGAGGCCACUCUAAAGAUGUCAGUAAUGAUUUUCAAGAGAGCAGUAUAUGAAUCCAGAAGAAAGUCGAACGGCUUUCGACGUGAGUCAAAAGCUAACCCGAGAAAGGCAGUGAAUCUGUCAUGGCCUCGCACCACUACCGAGCGGCUGCUGGUGGCAAUGUUUGAUGGUGCUGCAGCUCAGUUCCUCGCCAUCCUGGAAGCGCUGUCUGAUCGUAGCAGGAAUCUGUUGCCCCCUCAUCCUCCUGUUCCUGAUGAAGUGCAAAUUCGUGAUGUCACUUCUGAGCUUUUUUCUGCAGGCCUAGAAAUCCUCUCAGGUGGAGAGAGUAAUGGCACCAAUCACUUUGGUAUAGUUAAUCCAUCAUCUACUCUUCUGCAGUUGAUGCUAACAGGAGAAAAAGGGGUGUCUGGAGAGGCUGCAGUGGAAUUUGUAAAGUUAGCUUUCAGCUAUGAAGAAUGGAACGUGUUUUAUUCUGCUUUUGAAUUUGUUGAUAAUUUUCUUCAGGCUCAAGAUGACCCAACAUGGAAGAAAGCUGAAAUAGAACUCAAACUUCUUACAUUGAUGCAACCGAUAGUAUUCCCAGGAAAAUUUGAACGUAGUUUUUCUGUUAGUGAUGGUGGUAAUAGCAAAGAAGGCAGCACACAUCAGGGUUCUCUAAAGACACAGACAAUUAGAAAGGGAUCCUUAAAGCCUGGAGAUCCUUUUCGUGAUCUUAUGAUUUUGGCAACAACAGCAUUGUCCUAUGUCUCCACAUUUGAGCAGAAUGUCCAUCCUGACAAAGAAAUACUUGUUGAUGUAGCAAUGUGUUUGUGGCAGAAGUGUAAAACGGAACUUCAGCAAAUCCAAAAGAGUGGAAGUCACUGCUUAGAAUAUAUCCACAAACACCAAGCUUACCAAUGGGUUCAUAUACUCUGGAUAACGAAUGCAAUAAUUGAGAAAAGCAACAUAGCAGACACUAAUGUAAUGUUUGCAGAGAUAACUUUGUGUCUAGCUGCCAUACUGGAAAAUGUAGCUGAUUCUACAAAUGAAUCUAAGGACAAAGAAGGAGGAAGUGCUUCUCUUUUGCAAGACGAAGCUUGUGAUAUGCCUGAAAUACUGAUGAAAAUGCCUACAGAACAAUUACAAAUUGCUUAUGAAAUUCUUGAAAAAGCAAUUAAUGACAUGAACACAUCUCGGUUAAUGACCCUUUUAGCAGAUGGAAAGUCGAUAUUUGACAGCUGCUGUACAAAGGUGGACUCAAAUGAUCAGAAUUCGAAUUCUGUUUUGGGAUGUGGUGAUGAUAAACCAGGAACAGAUAAUGGUUUUAUGACAGAUUUACACUUGGAGCUCAUUCAGGCCCAACAUCGAGUGGCUGUGAAACUUCUUAAAAUUACACAAGGUGCUCAAGUUGUUGAGAGAAGUCCUAAGUCUAGUAAAUCUCAGGAGAAGAAUAUUGAAGAUUUCCAAUAUUUAUCAGAGGAACUUAUAAUGAAAAAAAUUAAAAGGAAUAAGCUAUCCAGAGCAAUCUUUUUGAUGCAAAAGGCUGCACAGAAGUUCCCUGACAACUUAACUACUACUUCCCAAAGGCAGCUACUGGAGAAAGCUCUAGCUUUAAUUGAGCAAGUUGAAGCUGAACAAAGUGCAUUGUAUCGCAGUCUCAAAGAAGCUACGAGCAGCAAGAAAAAAAGCAAGACUCCUCCUCCUCCUCUGUUACUUUCUAGAUCACAUUGUUCCAUGACAUUUAAACCAGCCCCGUUUGAUUCAGAUAUUCAGGUGUCAUGGUACUGUAUUUUGGGCUGUGUAGCAGGAGGAAGUAAUACAAAAGUAAGGUUAAAUAGCAAUAAACUUCAAAAUUCAGGAGAACAGAUACCGGCGGAUGGGAAAAUUCUCUUAGAAGUACAAGGGUUAGAGGCCAAUGAGAAGUACGUAUUUGCUGUGGCAGCAUAUUCUUCAGAUGGAAAACUUAUUGGGGAUGCCAUUGGGCAAAUGACUAAGCCAAUCCUUGCCUAUCCACCCCUUUCUGCUACUACUGUUCGAGCAUAUCUAAUUCAGGUAGCCUAUCAGACGGGCAACUUCAGAUUAGCCAGAGCAGCAUUUUCUCCAAUGUGGGAUUACUUUGUUUCCGAUUCUUCUCCACUGCCUCCCAAUGCGGCUGUAAUUUCUGCAAGUAGUAAUUUGACUAUAUCUAAAAAAAGGUUACAUUUUGAAGCUGUAUCUCAGACUUCUCCUAUUACCUUGCACCUCUUUUUGAGGAAUAUAUUUGCUGUUUCUGACAUUAAUGUCAUGGAAGGAGCACUCUUCUGUGAUUCCAUCUGUUCCAAUGAGAUAUUUUAUAAGGAGCAAGUAGCUAGAUUAGCAGAAUGUGAAAGAAUGACUGUGGCAAUUGAGCUUAGCAGCUGGUUGAACAAUCCAGGUUAUGCCCUGCAGUCUGUUGUACAAUGUUAUGGUCUCCUUGCCCCACUUAUUUAUCACAAGAUUUUUUCAGUGCCAGUAGUUCAGAUCCUCAUUAAAUGUUUGGCUAUUCUCCAAGAAAUUCCAAGUACUACUUUGCAAAGGAGACAGGAAGGAUGGUAUGAGAGUAUUCAGCAUAUGAUAGCUUGUGCUUCAUAUCAUACAGCAAAGGUACUACAUUCAUGGAAAGAGUAUGAACUUUCAGCAAUUAUCAUUAACUAUGGGAAAAAAUUGUUGAUCUCACCAGGAGUUUCACCUGGCCAGUCAGGAGAUGUGAAAACUGAAGAAACACGCACUGGCAAAGACGUAAAAAGACGUUCCUCAAGGGCAUCCCAUUUAGCUGCAAUGGCAAAAGCAGCAGAAAAUCUAAAUACUCUUGAAUCAAGUCUCCUCAAACUGACAGAACCAGGUCCUGGAACACAGCUUACAGGAAAGGAAUCUCUUUUGUUCCUCUACCCUGUAAUUUCAUGUUGGCCAUCAGAGCGUGCUUAUAGAGAAGUGCUUAAGUUCAAAGGCCAAACACGUUUCCUUGAGUUCUUUCUUCAACUUUUGCACAAAGCCCUGAAUGAAGAGAAGUUUCAGUGUGUUCUGGAGUGGGCAGAGAGUGUGGAAAAUACCUUGAAAAGGAGGAAUGAGAACUUGCUCGGUACUGAUGGAAUUUCAACACAAGCAAGAUCUCUCAGGUCAACACUCUCCCAGAGUGAGGGAGAAAGCACAGGUGCUGCAGGAGUUGAGAAAGGAAAGAAUACCUCACCUUCAAGGAAACCAAAGGCAUCCCCUUCAAAGAAACCUACAAAACAAGAUGUGCCUAAGAAAGGACCUCUCAGAGACUAUUUAAUGAAAAAUCCAGAUGCAAUGAAAUCUCCAGAAACACAAAAGAAAGGCAUGGAUAAAUUGAAGAAAUUAGCUCAUCAAACCUUAGUGAUGCUGCUGGGUAAAUAUGUAACUCGAAGUCACUUUUGUCAAAUGUGUCUUGAAGAGAUGCCCUGGAAGUCUCAGAUGAAUAUCUAUCUGGCAGUUGCACACUACCACCUAUUUAAAAAGACCCUGGAAGAGCAAUAUAACAUUGGAAUUAGUGGUUCACAUCAUCUGGACAGUUACAAUAUUUUGGAUCCUGAGAUAUUCUCAUUAAACAAUUCUGGCACUGUACUGGCAAGGGAAGCUGCAGAUGAUAACAUAGGAAAACCAACUCCUUCUCUACUUGAAAAGUCAGAAGAGACUGAAACCCAAACCUUUACAGGUAAAUCUCCUAAAACCAGAAAUAAACAGAGUCGAACUCCUCGAAGUCGAACAGCAAAGACUGAAAAACAGGACCAGUUUGCGUCAAAUACCCUUUUACUGAAGCAUUUUACAAGCAUCUUCUUGCAUUUGAAAAGAGCAGUGGUUCUUGCUCACCGUGGUGGCCACUGGACAUUGCUUCAAAAUGCUUGUCGAGAUCUUUGGAACUAUACUCAAGAAUUUCAAUUGAUUGCUAACCAGUCAAUUUCCCAAAUGGAUGCAUUUCCCAUCACCUGGGAUUUUCUUUGCAACACCAUCUGGUUGCCAUUUUAUUUUGCAUCAGACAUGAUCAUUGAUAUGAUAAUUGACCUACAAGCAAGCAGUUCUCUUAAGAUUGUGGAUCCCGAUGGAGACUUUUGCAUUCCCAGUUGUUUAGGAGGUAUUGCGGAUGAGAAUGGUGGUUCUAGUCUUCAUCCCCAGCCUCCCAUGGAUGAUGUGAACGUGGUUGACCUGAGAUGGAUAUGUAAUCUGAUUCUUAAAACAAUAGAAUUAUUAUAUCAAAUGAAGAAGUGGGAAGCACUGGUACACAUAGCUGUACAAUUUAACAUAUUUACACAUGAGAGGUUCACAGAACAAGUGAGUCCACUGCUGGUGUAUGCUCAGAGGCAGCUGCUGGAGAGGAUACAGCAGUUCAGUGGCUCAGACAGCCAUGAAUCUCAUUUCACAAAAUAUCUGUCUGAUGGUGCACAAAAGGUGAAACGCAGAUUUCUUUUUGGGCCGCUGACUCUGAAUAUGACAUGCAGAAACUACAUAGGGUACAAAUUACAGCUGCCUGUUGCUCGUUCUUCCAGUGAAGAGGUUUUUCCUGGAUGCUCUUUCAAUCCUCCAAUGAAUAAUGAUUCUACAGAUCACAAUCAAGCAAAAGCCCUAGUUUGUGUGCCUCUUGAUGUGAAUGAUACACUGAAAUGUUUUAAAGAAACUCUAGAAAAAUCUAAACAUCAAAGCAGAGCACUGAGACACAGCAGGAAACUACUUUCAUUAUUUCUUGCACACACACAAGAAAAUGCUGGAAGAGCAAUCAGCAGUCAUAUCUCUUCAAGCAGAAAGCUGAAAUUUAGCGUGGUAGAUGAAGUGAUAUUUCUACCGACACCGUGUGACCUUUCUCAAGAAAAAUAUAAUUUCUCCAGUAUGGUUGAAAGUAGACCAAUACCAAAGUCACACCUUUCAGUAAUUAUAUCUUCCUAUGAACAAACAAUAGGAAUCCUUGAAAUGAAUAACCAGAGAGACCUCAAGGUACAGGCUCUACAUGAACUUGGAAAUCUUCACUUUUAUGCCAGAAAUAAAAGAGCUGCUUUUAAAUACUGGUGUCAAUCCCUUGAUGAAACACUCGACAUUGCUGAUGCUCUUAACACCUGGCAAGAGUUAAGUUUUCCAAAAGAUGAUACAGACUGCUUUGCAGUUGGAAGAUCAACUGAUAUAAGUCAGAAAUUUCUUUCUCAGGCUGGAGCUUGGGGAUGUUUACAUGCAGCAGUCCUAGUGGCUAAGAUAGCUCAGUAUAUAACAACAUCAAAGAUAAGAUUAAGAACAAAAUACUGCUAUUUUUCUGCAAUACUUUUUAAGACCCUGUUUAGAGCUUCUCUUCCACAUCCAACAUCUGACUAUGACUUUGCACAAUAUGAAACAAAUAUUCUUAUUCCUGGUAUUGACCUGUUCUCUGAUCGCUACAGAGCUGAUAUCUCUACUGUAGUUGCAAGUCUGAAUUUUAUUAUGUUUGAGCUACAUUGUGCAAAACAAAAUUUAAUAAUUUUACCUCUGUUCACAUUAUACCAAUAUAUUGUAUCUGAGAUUUGUAAAGACCCAGCUAAAUGUAUUGAAGGAAGAAUUCUCAAGAUUAAAGUACUUACAGAUAUAGGAUUUUUUACGGAGGCCUUUCAUGAGCUGUCUUUGCUUAUUUCGGGAGAGAGAAUUCCAUGGAAAAUACCAGCAGGAUACAGAUAUACUGAACAAGUGCAGGCCUCACAGAAAUUUGAUUCCUCAAAAUCUCUCAUGACUGAUACAAAUUUGCAGGUACUGGAAGAUGCAUUUAAUUGCAGUCUGUCUUUAACAGUGGCGCCACUAUGCAACCAACAAAUUAUGAAUAAAUUAACCUUAGCCAAAAUGCAUCUCAUCAUUUGUCUUUCUGCCACAAUAAAUAAUAUACCUGAAAAAGUUGAAAAGAUUUUAUAUUCUGUUGACAAUACCAGCUUGCCAGAGCCAAGCAAAACUACAGCAUCAAAUGUAAAAGUUGAUGCUGAUCAGGAUUCAAGACAACAGGAACAAAGAGACAGAAUGGUGCAUCUUGUUGAUUGUAAAGAUGAAUUAAAUAUGGCCAUGCUGAAGGGGAUUUUAUUGACAGAAGCUGAAGAAACUCUUCACUAUCUUGUACAGGACAUACAGGAAAAAUAUGAUGGGGACAUAUCUCGGUAUUCUGUAGAAGAUUUAGAGGCUCUUAUUGUGGCCAAACUUGAACUUGCUUCUAUUUCUCAGCAAAGGCAUCAAGCACCUCUCAGUGUUGCUUUGGCUUUCUCUGCAAUUCGACUUCUCCAAGAUGCAAAAGUUUUAAGUGUGGACGUGGCACAUUUUCAAGAGGAAAAGGAUGAAAGGGCGUGUUUGGACUCCACCACAGAGGGUAUUUCACUCCCUCCCCGUGUAACAGCACAAGGGCACGUGAAUGUACAUUUGUGGCUGAGGUGUCGAGCAAUGUUAGUGACUGCACUCAUGACACAGAUACAUGGUGUUGGUGAUAUGAAAGGAAAUGAUGUGGCUGAGCGCAGAAGUGUGAUAAAAGAAGUAAUAUUAGAGGCAGAAGCCUUUGGUGAUAUUGAGACUCAGGCUGAAGUGAUGGUACAAGCUGCUAUUCUUGACCUGCAAGAAAAACGUCCUGUGGCAGACAUUAAACUUCUUUUGAAGAAUAUCAUCAGUUUACUCCAAGAGGACACAUUUAUUUCCCUGCCAGCUUCUUUGACUCUUGUGAAAAGCAUGCUUCUGCUGGCAGACAUACUGCCACUGCAAACAGCAGAGGACUCAGAACAUUGCUCUUCUGCAGUGGAACCAUUGAACUUGCUUGUUUUGGCACAUGAGCUUACCAUUAAAGCAAUUUUUGAUUGUGGUGAACCCAUUGAACGGCAAGGAAAAGACAGUACAUUGACUUGCCUGGUCUUACCCUCGAAGAAUAUCUACAUGCCACAUAUUAACUUGCUAGCCCUAGUCAAAAUGAAAAUUGGAUACACAUUGGCUGAAAAAGUAUCUUCAACAGCUGCAAGAUAUCCCUUGCAAUGGCUACGUGCUCUCAGACUUUUAGAAUCAGCAUUGAAUCUUUGCAGAGCAUCUGCAACAAAAAAAUUAGAUUUGGAAGCUGAAAUUCUUUUUCAGAUAGGUAAGCUAGAACGCCAGAUAUGUGAAGCAGGAAAUAACAAGUCCUCUCAAGCUGUUGAAACCCUGUUGGAAGCUAUUAAGCUCAGCCAGCAACAUGAUCACAAAUAUGAGUUAAUAAGACGGUCCUACCUUGAAAUAGCACUCUCAUAUUUCCAUUUUGCUGAAAAUAAUGACGUUGAAUCAGAGACAGAUAAUUCAGUGCCUUCCAAAUCAAGUACCUUUUCUGGAGAUCGGUCUUCUGAGGAGGCUAUGAAAUCAGAAGUCUACAAAGCACAAGCCUGGAUUGCCAUAAGAGCAGCUACACAGGUUGGUGAUGCUGUGCUUGGUUCUCAGCUGUUAACUGGAAUGAAGGGUGUUAAAGAACAGAACAUGAAGGAUGAAGUGCAACAAAAAAUCCCAGAAUUUGCUUCCAUGGAUCUUUUUUCUUCAUACAGAGAUUUCAUACCUGAUGGAUACAACGUUGUCUCUGAAAUUCCUGAAGUAUCUUCUGCUGAAAACAAAGAAAUCACAGAAGACCGUCCGAGUGAAAGUGAAGGAACAGAAAGUCUUGUCACCAAGGCCAGACAGAAGAAAGAUACAAUAAUAUGGGUUCUCAUGAUCCACUACUACAAUCAUCUGAAAAGAAUUUAUAACACAAACCUAUCUGGACCUGGCACACUUUCUGCAAGAGAUGGACACCUUGGUUUGAUUUCUGACACAGGAAUUGUUCUACGCAUAGCAGAAAUGCAUUCCUUCCUUGAAAAGAAUUUAUUUGAAUAUUCAUUGUGUUGUCUUGAGAAAUUUCCAGUAGAACUACAUGAUGUAGAAAUGCCACUCAGUAGUGCAACUGAUUCUUCAGAGAUGUCUCUUGGUGUUUCUGAAACUACAUCGGACAUGUCACAUGUCAGAGCAGCUUCUCCAGUUUCUGUCAUUGUGGAAUAUGAGAAGACAGAGAGUAGGGCAGCAGUUGCUUCAGAUAAGGAAAUUAACAUUCAGUGGUAUAUUCCUUCUGUGGCAAAGCCAUCAAACGAUACAGAAACUAAGGUUUUGUUGUUUUAUGCUUACAAUACAAACCCUAUCAAGAUUAGUGACAUCAGUGCAACGUCUAUGUUUUCAGGCCACAUGUGGAUUCCAUUGGCUAGAAUUAUUUCUUUAAGGGAGAAAUUGUCUGAUCUGAAGGAGCAAGUUGAAAUAUUGAUGCAAGGUUCUAAGAGCUUUUCAACUUCAGUAUGUACAAGUUUUCUUGAGCAAAAUGAAACUCUGAAAAUAAGUUCUUCAUAUAAACCCAAAAGAAGUGAUGCAAAAGUGCAUCUUGAUGAUAAAAUAGAAGAAAUUGCUAAAAGGUGUUUAUCUGAAGUCAAAGCACUGCUGUCUGUUGUUCCAGCCGUGUCCUCUCCAUUAACUGAGAUCCCAUUUGAUGUUACUUUGCAAACAAUAACAAAUUUGAAAGAUAUGUUUGAUCUUGCCAAUGGAUGUAUAAUAACUGAUGGAAGUCUUUUCGAUUGGAUCAUUUCUCUGCUUCACUAAAUGCUACUUUGCAAUAACUUAAUCAGUUACUAGCUGAAUGCUACAGACUUAGACUUAAGUUCUAGUAUUAAUGUAACAACUUCAUUAAUCACACCAGGAUUUGGCUCCUGUUAUGUUUUAUAAUUUUCACUUUUAGGUUAUUUCCAAUUAUUUAAGCAUUAGUAGUUUUUAAGAUAAAAAUAUUUUUAAGGAAUUUAAUAUUUUGUAAGUAGUUUCUUUAUAAGAGGAUUCUCUAGCUAUUCAAUAAUUUCUUAUUGUUUGGAAAAGCUGAAUAGAUUUGUAGCAUUCUAAUUCCUGCUAAUAGAUAUUCCUUUUCCCCCUGAAGUUGUAUUCUCAUCAGCAAUGUUAAGAUUUUCAAAAGUUGGUAUUAUUUCUGAAGCUGAGAAUUUUUGGGAGGGUUAAAAUGAUCACUGAGUUUGUUCUUUUAUUCAUGUGUUUGGAAACUAGCAUUUCAGGUUGUUGAGGGUGCAAGUGAUCACUCAGAUGUCUUCAUAAUUUCAAAGAAUUUUUUAAAAAAACCAAACAAACCCCCCCAACAAAUAACUCCCCCCCAAAAAGGCAGUACAAAGAAUAAAAUGCUACAAUAUUGAAUAUUUUUAUAUAAUUCUAAAAAGCUAAGGGAACCUUUCUGAAUGUUGCUGUAAAUAUUAUUUUAAAGUACUCAAGAAAUACAAAUGACUCCUAACAACAACCACCCGAGGCAAUAUGCUCCAGCACAUUCUCCAUCUCAAUGGGUGGAGCAUCUGAAGUGCUGCAGUGAUUGAGAUGGAGAAUUUGACAUGAACAAGUGAGUUAGCAGACCAGAGAGGGGCCAUGGCCCUUUGGUUUUGCUCACAUCCCAAAGCCAGGCACUCCUUUGUUACUUGUAUUGAUUUGUUUGCAACAAACAGCAAAAAACCCAGGACAUUUAGGCAGGAAUCCUCUGAGACUUGUCCUAUGAGUAGUUAUGGUUUUGUAUUUCCAGGAAAAUUCAGCAUUAAUUCCUGGGCUCAUUUCCUGUGAAAAAAUGCCAGUCCUUUUCACUUCACUUCCCUGUACUGUAGCCCAGUGAUAAAACUUUUUGAAAGCUUAUUAACUUUUUUGAGCUAUUUGGAAAUUGCAGAUUUACCUUGGCUUGUGCUUUUCAGAAAAAUGUUACCUGCUUGAGUUUCUUUUAGGGAGGAAGAGGGAGAGAGAGGUAAGAUUCUGACUAAUGUGUAUCCUAAAUGUGAUCAGUGCAGGAAGAAAGGGAAUAAAGUUCUCUCCUAUUUCUAUUCAUUCCUCUAAAUAAAGAAGACUGGACAAGAUAUGCAUUAUGUGUAGCUGUUUAAAAGUUGUGCUGUUUUUAAUUUUGUGUACACUUUUCUGGAAUGCUGUAGGUAGCAGGAAAAUUAGAAGGAUAAUGAUACAAUGAUGAAAAGAAAGAAAAAAGUGAGUAAUUGAUAGUGCAGUUAUUUUUGCAAGACCAUUUUAAAACUGAGUUAGUAUGAUUAUUUAACUCGACUGCCUAACAGCCAGUUUGGAGGAGAAACUCCUUAGCAUUAUUCUUUCAUUAAAAGAGUUUAUUAUUCUGCAGUUGUUCAAUAAGCAGGAAAGACAAAAAUUUGCAUUACUCAUUUUUCUUUUUACAAGGAACAAGUAGGAAAUUGCAGCUUUUAAAAACAAACAAACAAGGUGUUCUGUCUUUUGUUGUGCUUUGUACAAACUAAAAAACUAUUUUUUUUUUUUGUUUGGGGUCACCUUGAGGAUUAUAUUAGGACUUUUAUGCAGCUUAAUUAAUAUUUGUAAAACAUGCUAUAGCAUCAGGUGAAAAUGGAAGUGAAGUUCUAUUACAGACAAGGUGUUUUUUCAGUGCUGCCUGUCUGGACCUUGUUAUAUUUCCUAUACUUGAAAGAGAAAUAUUAAAUAAAAGCCUUUACCUAUUCAUUUAAAAUACAUUACUAUACUUACUUUCCCAUAAUACAUAUUUUCUAAGAGUUUUGUUUUAAAGAAAAAUUUUAUCCUUUAACACAGCACAAUGAAAUAAUAACAUUAAAAUGUUGACCUCACUGUAUCCAUAGCAGCAGAUUUUGUUCUCAUAAACACAAGAUAAAGUAUUCAAUGCAGGUUUUAGAAGAAACAUUGGAGAAAACAUUUUUCUUUUAGCAUAUAAUUUAACUCUUUUGUUAAAAUCUGCUUGCAUGGAGGGAAGCUCAUAUCUGAAUGUCUCCAGUAAUCACACAAUAAAAAAAGUACAAAAGCAAUUGCAAA
Motacilla alba alba is the source of this 12254-nucleotide messenger RNA. It is a transcript of the gene CFAP54, whose product is annotated as cilia and flagella associated protein 54. The transcript has 69 exons. NCBI's taxonomy places the organism in Eukaryota, Metazoa, Chordata, Aves, Passeriformes, Motacillidae. The record is from RefSeq and is a predicted model, not a curated record. Gene Ontology annotation, biological process: cilium assembly. The coding region runs from base 561 to 10025 and encodes 3154 amino acids.